This is a messenger RNA of Trichoderma citrinoviride, 1731 nucleotides long. RefSeq lists its product as hypothetical. Bases 1 to 1731 code for a protein of 576 amino acids. Gene Ontology annotation, cellular component: plasma membrane. Gene Ontology annotation, biological process: iron ion transport; intracellular iron ion homeostasis; copper ion import. Gene Ontology annotation, molecular function: ferric-chelate reductase activity. The transcript has 4 exons. The record is from RefSeq and is a predicted model, not a curated record. NCBI's taxonomy places the organism in Eukaryota, Fungi, Ascomycota, Sordariomycetes, Hypocreales, Hypocreaceae.
AUGAGUGAUGCCUCGCAGAUCGAGCCUCACUGGGGCUAUGCGGACCGUGCGCUGCCUUGCACCAACGACAAGGGCUCUUGCGAGUACUUGGAUCUGGUCUACUCGGCUCAUGACUUGAGCAUGAUCUAUGCUGGCAUCCUAUGGGCGACCAUUGGAGGCAUAUUGGUCCUUUGGACAGUGCACCGCAGACUCAGAUUCAAAGAAUCGACGUCUGCACGGUUCGGCCGCACUGCUAGAGCCGCCAUCCAACGCUACCUCCUUCCGGAAUCGAUUCUCUCAGUCUUUGGCCGCGCUACUCGCUUACAAGUUGUCAUUCUCCUCAGCCUCAUUGGGAACAUCAUCAUCUGGUCUUUCGUCGGCCUCGCCUAUCGAACCUGGAUCACACCUGUGAAGGGCCUUCCGGGCGUUCACAACACUCGAACUACGCUCGGUCCCUGGUCUGAUCGCAUUGGGGUACUGGCAUUCGCACUCACUCCCUUGUCUGUGAUGCUUGCCAAUCGGGAGUCUCUUCUUUCGCUUCUUACUGGAGUGCCGUAUCAAGGUUUCAACUUCUUACACCGAUGGCUGGGAUACGUUAUCUUUGCUCAAGGCUCCCUUCACACGAUCGGCUGGUGUAUUAUUGAGAUCCGUUUGUAUCAGCCCCAACCCGCUGUGGCACAGCAAUUCGUUUCUGAAAUCUAUCUAGUAUGGGGGAUUGUUGCCAUGGCAGUUCUCACCUUGCUCUUUCUCCUAAGCACCCCAUGGGGGAUUCGACUUACUGGAUAUGAGGCUUUCAGAAAACUGCAUUAUACCUUGGCCAUGGUGUAUGUCGGAGCGUGCUGGGGGCAUUGGGAGAAGCUUGAAUGCUUCAUGAUGCCGUCACUCAUUUUCUGGCUCCUUGACCGUGGCUUGCGCCUUAUCAGGACCGGGAUCCUUCAUUACCAGAUUCUGCCAUCAGGGGAUGUGGGAUUCCACACUUGCGCAGCAGAAUUCACAAUGUUUCCGGACACCGAAAACGGUGACGAUCCUUGGAAAAUUGGCCAGCAUUACUUCUUGUGCUUCCCAGAAAGCAGCAUUUGGCAAUCGCACCCGUUCACCCCGUUCAAUAUUGCCCAGGUCCAGAAUGGGCUGGUGAAGCACUCCUACAUUAUUCGAGCCAAGGGCGGAGAAACGAAAAAUGUUGCUCAGAUCUGUGCGAACAAGCUCGUGUCCACAGCCCAUACGGGCGUGAGGACCAUAUCAGUGAUUUUGACCGGCCCUUAUGGAGUGAAUGCUAUGGAAGACUUUGAGCCGCACAGCAACGUCGUUUGUAUCGCAGGUGGGACGGGAGUAUCAUUUACUUUACCUGUAAUGCUCAGCCUCUCUCGGUCGAGAAUUACCAUGAAACGAAAGCUCAGGUUCAUUUGGAUCAUCAGGAGGGAACGCGACAUGAAAUGGAUUGAGGAGGAGCUGAGGGCUCUUCAGCAGGCGCCCGAUAUUACAACCCUAGACAUCAGCAUCUUUAUCACCGGCGACGCAAGGACAAAGAUUGAGCCGACGGAUGGAAAUCGGCGGCCGGAUACCGCGAAGAUGAUUGGCGAUUUUUUAGAGAACACAGUCUGUGGGCCAAGUGUCGUCGUUGCAAGCUGUCCGGGGGAGAUGAUUAGCGACAUUCGCAGGGCUGUUGCGGGCUUCAACUCUCCGAGGAAGGUCUGGCAUGAACAGCAGCGGUAUGAUGUAAGGUUGAUAUGUGAGGAUCGCUUGGAGCUGUGA